Molecule: messenger RNA, 994 nt
Organism: Anoplopoma fimbria (sablefish)
Lineage: Eukaryota; Metazoa; Chordata; Actinopteri; Perciformes; Anoplopomatidae
Product: noggin-2-like
Exons: 1
Coding region: 89-991 (300 amino acids)
Biological process (GO): osteoblast differentiation; negative regulation of BMP signaling pathway; negative regulation of cell differentiation
Source: RefSeq, a predicted model, not a curated record
UGUCUGGUGUAGAGUACACAGAGUCUCUGAAGCACCAAGAGGGAGACCCAUAACUCAACCUUGUGUUGUACCAUCCACACCUAAAACCAUGCCUCCACCAUUCAGCUGUGGUGUCUGUGUCUGCUGGAUUUCUGUUUCUGUCCUUCUACAUGGAUCUGCAUCGUUUACUUCUAACAUUUCAACCCGGAUCCAGCUUCCAGACGCAACUGUUGUUCAGGAUGAGGAGGACACAGACUGGGAAUCACCAAUUCUUCAGCUGAGAGCCAGUCUGCCGUCCUUCUCACAGCCGAUCCCUCCUUACACCCUGCUGACAAACGCAGAGGACUACCACUACAUGCCCAAACCCAGACAUCGACGCCCUUCACGCCUCCUGCGUCUUCUGGGAUCCUCGUUUGACCUCUUCUGGAUGUCCAUAGAGCAGCCGUCUGAAACCUCUGGUUGUCAUGGGGACGGUCAACCUUUUUGUAAUUCGUCACUGCCUGCUAAAUUCCAAAAAAACACCGCUGCCAGGAAGAAGUUUGACCUGAGUUCUUCUCCGGAGCUGAGAGAGGCUGCAGCGAACCAUCGCCAGAAGCUGGUAAAGGAAGCAGCAGAUCUGGACCUCAGCUCUCUGCCCUCACACGUCGCCAGUUCACUCAGAGACUGGUUGGUGCGCUCUGCCACUUGCGGACUGAGCUACCAGUGGGUGGAUCUGGGUCCCGCGUUCUGGCCACGUUGGCUGCGUCAGACUGAUUGUGAAAAAACAGAUGGAGUGCAAAGUUGCUCCUUUCCUGGUGGGAUGGAGUGUGUGCGAGCUCAGACAGCUUGCAUAAAGAUUCUGGCUUGGCACUGCUUAGAAAUCAGACAGGGAGGAGAGGUUCCUAGAGGGAUUAAAGCUGGCAGACCUGAUGGCAGGAGAAUUGAGAUGGGGACAGGUGAAGUCAUGACAAGGUGUAUAUGGAGGCAAGUGCCUUAUCCUGUGGUCACAGCAUGUGCAUGUUCUUGUAAAUAAAUG